This is a messenger RNA of Pleurotus ostreatus (oyster mushroom), 2295 nucleotides long. RefSeq lists its product as uncharacterized. Gene Ontology annotation, biological process: mRNA cis splicing, via spliceosome; maturation of 5S rRNA. The transcript has 10 exons. NCBI's taxonomy places the organism in Eukaryota, Fungi, Basidiomycota, Agaricomycetes, Agaricales, Pleurotaceae. The coding region runs from base 1 to 2295 and encodes 764 amino acids. Gene Ontology annotation, cellular component: U4/U6 x U5 tri-snRNP complex. The record is from RefSeq and is a predicted model, not a curated record.
AUGUCGCUGGAAGAAAGUAUCAGCUUGGAGGAGACCAACAAAAUCCGUAUCUCCCUUGGAUUGAAGCCUCUCACCGAAGACGCUGCGCCAGCUGACAGUAAGGAGAAGGAGGCCGAGGACAACUACGCGAAGAAGCGCGAGCAGGAGACGAAAGAGCGAGAUGCGAAGAAGAUAGCUGACCGGAUUGCCAAGGUGAGAAACAGGCGUGAAUUAAACGCCUCACUCAAAGGCUCGACACUUGGAGAUGCAGAUGGCGACGACGACACCCUGAAAUGGAUCAAGCGCAGCAAGAAGAAGGAGAAGGAGCUGGCGAAGAAGCGACAGGAGGAGCUUGAGGACAUGGACAAGCAGUUCCAGGAAGAGUACACUGAGCGUGACCUCGCUGGACUUAAGGUUAGCCAUGACUUUGAGGAGCUCGACGAAGGCGAAGCCCGUGUUCUUACACUCAAAGAUAGUCGUGUAUUAGAUGAUGAAGAGGACGAGCUACAGAACGUUGAAAUGGCGGAGGAUGAGCGAACGAAGAAGCGCAAUGACUUGAAGAUAAAGCGACGAGAUUACACUGGUUAUGAUGACGAUGAGUUCACAGCUGGAAACGCUAACAUGAAGAAAGCUAUCUUGGCUAAAUAUGACGAGGAUCUUGGAUUGACGGCGCCAGAAUCUGGAUUUCGACUUGGAAGCUCCUCUUCCCCAGCUACAAAAGCCGAGCGGGCAGAGAAGAAGGAGAAAGAAGCCGCUGCUUCCGUCAACAAAUCGCUUUUGUCCAUAGAUUACGCUAAAAACUUGGAGCUCGCGGAUUAUCUACAAGAAGGCGACGUCGGAUUCAAGAAGCCAAAGACCAAGAAAAAGCGAGCGAAUCGACGCGCCGCUGCUGACGCUGAACUUGCCCCAGACGAUGCCAUGGAAGUCGACGUUAAGCCGAUCAUACCAAGAGUGAGAGACCUAGAUGCCAACUUCGUCGACGAUGAUGAGCUGCAAGCUAUGCUAGCACGCUCGCGUAAGGCGAAAGUGCAUAAACCCAAGAAGCUAUCGCCUGAGGAACUGGCCAAGAAGAAUAUAAUCAAAAUAGAGGACGGUGAAGAAGACCAAGAAACGGGCCUGGUUUUCGACGAUACAUCAGAAUUUGUGCGUGCAGUUGGCCUUAAUCCCGUUGUUAAGCGGGAACCACCAGAAGCCUCUGCAGUCCCUGCUCGUGCAGCUUCGCCACCACGGCGGUCACCUUCUAGGGACGUUUCGAUGGCUCCAGGAGAUCAGGCUCUAGAAGAGCUUGAGGCGGGCGAGGUUACCGUCAAGGACGAGGAAGAGGACGAUAUGGCCGUACUCAACGCCAUCGAAGAUGCAUUGAAGGUUGCUGAUGCUCAACCAGACGACACGGACGCUAUUGGAGGCACUUCGGCGGAACCUACAUUCAACUCUGGAAUGGCUUCGACUCUGAAUCUCUUACGGCAGCAGGGUAUUCUCGCAACCCCGAGUGCAGAUCAGUCCGAUCGCGAACGGAUACAACUGCAACGUGAUUUGUGGCUUGCUGAUCAACGCAGGCGAGUUGCCCAGCGAGAGCUUGAGCGUCUGCAAUCCCGUGGGGGCAAUAAAGACCAGGCGCAACGAGAGUAUGAGAAUCGCAUGCGGGAGCAACAGGAGGCCCGGGAUAACUUGGAAUCCUUUAAGCACUACAAGCCGGACGUGGAAAUCAAGUACUACGACGAGUUUGGUCGCUCAUUGACGCCAAAGGAGGCCUGGAAGGCUUUGUCCCAUAAGUUCCACGGGAAGGGCAGUGGCAAGAUGAAGCUGGAGAAGCGGCUGAAGAAGAUCGCGGAAGAGAAGAAGAAAGAAGCCAUGGCUAGCGGUGAUACCCCGCUGAGCAUGAGCAAAGCAUUCCAGCAACGGCAAGAGAAGACGGGUCAAGCCCAUUUCGUUCUGUCCGUUGGGAACAGGGGAGCUGUCCCGCAAGCUGCAGAGUUCUUUGAUGCUCAGCCAUUAUCUAAGGGCAAGACGGAGAAGAAGAAACAGAAGAAGAACGAAGGAAAGCCAAAUCAAAACGGCUUCAUGACUGUUCCGGCACCCCUGCAACAAUUACAUCUCGCUGAUAGCCCGGCUCCUUCGUCUGGCGUUCAGACAACGAGUGGAUCACCAGCACCUCGGGCUGGCUUCUCUAGAAUAUCUGCAACCGCUGUUGUAGAACCAUCAUCGCAGGGCGGCACCCCCGUUCCCAGCGAGCGUGUGAAGGUGGCAUUCGGGUUUGCUGCGAAACGCAAAGCUGGCGAAGAAGCGAUUGAAGCACCACCGUCGAAACGUAGAUGA